AUGCAGAUUUUUCAAUGGCUCUUUAGAGCUACAAAUGGACAAGCAAGGGAAGACACUUCUGGUUCUACCAACAAGAAAGCAACAACUAAUGAUCAAGAAGCUAAACCAAAUUACAUAAUUGUCUUUAAGUGUGGCGGUGUUGGUGUGUAUCGGAAAUUCAAAGGAAUUGAAGAGAGAAAAUCAGGUAGUAAGAAGUUCAAGCCACUUGCCUUUCUACGUCGAAAGGAUGUGGCAAAGGCUUGCUUUUAUAGCACUCUUCAGUUAAAGAGACUUGGUAGCAUAAAUAGAAGGCAGGCUAGGCAGCGUUGGAUUCAAUCCACGAAGAUGAAGAAGGAAGAUAUUGCAAGAAGUCUGGGAAUUAGUACCAAGGCAGAUUCGGCAAAUGUAGGCAACAAGGUGUUACCGGUGACAGAUUCAACAUUAACAACCUCGACGAACACAAAUGAACAAUGUGGCACAUCAGAAAAGAAAGAAAGGGUUAAGGGAGACAAAACCAAAACCAUGUCAAGAAUGAAGGAGCUAUUGAGAUGGGCUGCUGCUGCAAAAUCAGAGAAGGGAGGAAAAUUUAUUGCUCGAAAGGUUAUGCAAUUUCGAAACCGUGGAACUCUGAAGGCAGUACCAGAUGAUGAUCAACUUAGCAACGAUUCGCCGAAGAUCAGCUUUAGAUGGGAUUUGGAAAGCUGCUCCACCACUUCCUCUGCCUACACAUCAAUUUCAACAGCAUCUUCAUUGAAAAAUGAUCAAAUCAUGAUCAUUAACCAGGCUUUGAAUUCAACAAAGUGUCAAGACCCCGACCGGGCUCCAAGGAAAGGGAACUGGAUCACCUCAGACUCAGAAUGUAAAACAUGCUUCCUCCUAGAUUGUGGUGCUAGAGCUAUGAAGAUCAUCAGGUCUAAGAAUUGUUCUUCAAGGGUUGCAUAG
Messenger RNA from Prunus armeniaca (apricot), 921 nucleotides. Lineage: Eukaryota; Viridiplantae; Streptophyta; Magnoliopsida; Rosales; Rosaceae. The record is from the annotation of a GenBank genome assembly.